AUGAAGAGAUUGCAUGUCACAAUACCGCUAGAUGCUCCAGAUAAUCUGGUAUCACUCCUGACUGAUGAUUGUCAAAAUUAUGAAAUUGUCAAGCUGAAAGGUGCAUUGACUAAUGUCAUUUACAAGUUGUCGAUCCGGGAUUCUUCUGGGACUUCUACAAGCUACCUAGUUCGGAUAUUUGGAGCAAAAUUGGAAUCGCUUGUUGAUAGAGUUGAAGAGUUUAAUAACAUAACGAGAGUACCUCCAGUGGUUGGAUAUGUAAAUGUGCUUUACGUUUUUGACAACGGAAGAGUGGAAUACUUCUUAGAAGGGUUCAAAAGUGUGUCUGCUAAGCAAAUGGUGCAGCAAAAUGUAUACCGAGUUCUUGCUCAAAAAUUUAAAGCGUUACACUGUUUGGUUUCGAUUACAGAUAAGGAAAUUGCUCACCAUCGUGACGGUAUGUGUUGGUAUAAAUUGGGCCAAUGGAUUGAGAUCAUUGAGAAUAUAAAUGGAGGAGAAUGGAUAGACAGUAGGGAUCACCAGAACGUGACUGAGAUUUUGCUAUGUAGAGAUUGGGCUACAUUCAAAAAGACGGUACUAAAUUAUAAAAACUGGCUUUUGGAAGAAGAUGCCGAAAGUUUCCAGCAAAUGAAAUUUUGCCAUAACGAUGCUCAACAGGGGAAUAUCCUGUUGGAUUCAAAAACGAAGGAUGAUGAUAUUCCAAAUCUUAAUCUGAUCGAUUACGAGUAUUCCGGGGUCAACGCUAUCCAGUUUGAUCUUGCAAAUUUUUUGACUGAAUGCAUGCAUGACUAUGAAAUUGACGAAUCUUAUAAGUGCCAUGGUGAACAGUAUCCAAGUAAAGAAAAAGUUUUGGACUUUUUAUACCACUACUCGACACACUUGCAUCACGGUGAUUCCAAGGGAGAAGCUUCUAUUGUCAAACUGUACAACUCUGUUUUGAAAUGGAGAGCUGCAUCUCAGUUGUUCUGGUCGGUAUGGGCCAUACUACAGAGCGGUCAACUGGAGGCAGCAUCAGCAAAAAUUGAGGCGCACGUCCCAGAUAAGGGAAGCAAUAGAGUGACCUCCUCUGAUGAUCCCAACGAAGAGGUGUUUGAUUACAUGGGGUUCUGUAAUGAAAAAUUGUCUUACUUCUGGGGGGAUAUGAUAAAAUUCAACCUAGCUAGUAAGGAAGAUUGCAUUGUUUCAAAAGUUAGAUAUCUGGAUACAGAGUUCAUAUAG
Messenger RNA from Huiozyma naganishii CBS 8797, 1218 nucleotides. It is a transcript of the gene EKI1, whose product is annotated as bifunctional choline kinase/ethanolamine kinase EKI1. Gene Ontology annotation, molecular function: ethanolamine kinase activity; choline kinase activity. The transcript has a single exon. Bases 1 to 1218 code for a protein of 405 amino acids. Lineage: Eukaryota; Fungi; Ascomycota; Saccharomycetes; Saccharomycetales; Saccharomycetaceae. The record is from RefSeq and is a predicted model, not a curated record. Gene Ontology annotation, biological process: phosphatidylethanolamine biosynthetic process; phosphatidylcholine biosynthetic process. Gene Ontology annotation, cellular component: cytoplasm.